AUUUUGAAGUUCCACAUAUGUCGUUGUAACGAUUCUGUUAUCCAAUAUUUGAAAUUCGAUUUUUUUUUACCCAUGAACUGUUAGUUCACAUUUUUUGGUUCACAGAAGCAAGCAUGAAUCAUUUUCGAAUUUAUUGGAUAGUAUUUUUCGUCUCCCAUUGCAGUGCUCAAAAUGAACACUCUGAGUCCAGUUUAAAUAUCAGUUCUGAAAAUGCGAUUCGAUGCGAUACGUACCAUCAAAAUCACGAAAUUCAGUAUACUUGGGUUAUUGGUAAUUUCAGUUCUUAUGAGACUAACGACCGUUAUAGAGAGGUUUUCUCCCCAAAUCUACAGGCACCCACAACAGACAGAUACGCAUGGAAAAUUAAACUUACACCUAAUGGCAGUUUCUUGGAUCAUAAAAAUCGUACAGGAAAACCAAUCGGUCUGGAUGUAUACCUAUCCGAAGAAAGUGCGACCAAAAGUGCAUUAGCUAGGUACAAUAUUUCAUUAAUAAAUCGUGAAAAAGAAGUAUUACUGCACAGAGAUUCGCCAAUGGAACACAUCACACGUGGAUAUAGCAAAUACUGGAGAGAUUUUUGCCCGAAAGAUGAUUUCUUGAAAAAACGCAUACUGCAAAAUGACACAUUAAUUUUAUCAAUCAACAUCGCAUGGUCAGGUGGAUUUUCACACGAAAUUUACCACAAACGUGAAACAUCUCCAUUGUCGAGUCCAAUACCGAAGACUACCAUCGUACAAUGCAUUCCUUCAGAAAACUUAGAUUCGAUGUUGGAAAAUCCGAAAUUGGCCGAUAUGAUAUUCUCCUCAACUGGCAGCGAUUACCGAUUCGAAACGUGCGUACAAAUUCACGAAUUAAAAUACAUUUGGGCGAUUCAUAAUUUCAAUCUUUACGAGAAUGAUAUUGUGUCGCCCAAGUUGUACGCAUCUACAACCGAUAGAUACGAAUGGCAAAUCAAUGUUACAACCAGAGAUGAAAAUUGGGUCGGACUGUACGUACAGCUAUCUAGCGAGAGUAAAGUUAAUAAGACGUUCGCGAAGUACGAUAUUUCAAUCAUAAACCACCAUAAUGAAGUAAUACACAAAAGAGAAUCGCCGAUUAAAAAAUUAGCAUCGGGACAAAAAAAUUACUGGGAAUUCUGCAAGAUAGAUGACUGUUUCCGAAAACAUCUGCUGAAAAACGACACACUAACACUUUUAAUCCGCAUAAAAUGGAUUUCCGAAUCUUCUAUACGUAAUAACAGCGUUUCCCUCCCUCAAACUACUUAUUCGCCUGUUCCAACAUCUAAUCCUGCCAUUAUCAACCACAGUAAUUUUUCUGAAAACUUCGAAUCGAUGCUAGAAAAUCCACGAUUUGCGGACGUCAUAUUCGUAACGAAUGGCAGCAAUUAUCCGGCUCAUAAAUUCAUUUUAGCCGCACGUAGCGCAGUUUUUGCCACCAUGUUUCAACAAAAAGAUACCAAAGAUGGAAAAUCGAGAAAAAUUCGAGUGAACGUUAUACACAUCAACGAACAAGUGUUACGCGCUAUGCUACGAUAUAUUUACACUGGAAAAUGUGAAAAUUUUGCAGAGCUAGCGUACGAUGAAUUAUUUGAAGUUGCUGCGAAGUACGGUUUAAACGGAUUGAAAAAAAUCUGCGAGCAAAAUCUCGGUGAGGCUUUGUCGGCUCAAAAUGCAGCGGAAAUGUUGGCAUUUGCCAAAAAGCAUCAUAUCGACAAAUUAAAAUUCAAAGCAAGAGAAUUAUUAAAAAACAGAUCGAAUCAAAAGUUGAAUACAACCAUUGCGAAAAUAAAAUAACGAUUUUUAUUCGUGACAACUUCAGGACCAGUUUAAUUGUUUUGUCUCUCUUGAAAAUCUACGUAAAAACUAUUAAAUUAUUGUUCUAGUAACACAUUCCCAGUUCGUUCCACCACUGUCUUUAACACCACGUUUCAAAGGCUGCGAUUUUCUUCUCAAAUUCUGCACUCAUGGUAUGGUCCAUGUUUCACAAGGAUACAUUAGAAUUGUCCAUGCAUAACAGUGCAUGAUCUUCUUUUGGAAAAUCAGGUCCAUUUUGUUCGAUUUCCAGGCACGCUGCGUAAGUUGUUGAAUGCAGUAGGUACCCUACCUCUCAAGGGGGUUGGGGACCCUGCCUUAAGACGGCGCAGUUUUUUUUCCGAAUCCUGGUACUCUUAAAGUAUCCAACCAAAAUGGACCAAAAUUCGAUGGAAGGUCCCUUAGACUAUCUACUACUUACCACCAGAAACGUAAAACUUUUGGUUUCAAACUCUUGUCUCAAUCGAAUGAAUUGUAAGUAAGGUCAAAUGUGCUGACGGCGCAAAAUCAUUCUGAAGACGGUGCAAAUCCAAUUUUAAAGUAAAACUGUAACUUAUCAUGUUGAAUGUAUUAGGAUCCCUAAAUUGGCUCAAUUACCCCAUUUUA
Planococcus citri (citrus mealybug) is the source of this 2417-nucleotide messenger RNA. Its product is annotated as speckle-type POZ protein B-like. Gene Ontology annotation, biological process: regulation of proteolysis; proteasome-mediated ubiquitin-dependent protein catabolic process. The coding region runs from base 114 to 1793 and encodes 559 amino acids. Gene Ontology annotation, cellular component: cytoplasm. NCBI's taxonomy places the organism in Eukaryota, Metazoa, Arthropoda, Insecta, Hemiptera, Pseudococcidae. The transcript is spliced from 2 exons. The record is from RefSeq and is a predicted model, not a curated record. Gene Ontology annotation, molecular function: ubiquitin protein ligase binding.